Durotheca rogersii is the source of this 1887-nucleotide messenger RNA. RefSeq names its product flavohemo protein. Gene Ontology annotation, molecular function: FAD binding; nitric oxide dioxygenase [NAD(P)H] activity; heme binding. Gene Ontology annotation, cellular component: intracellular anatomical structure. Gene Ontology annotation, biological process: nitric oxide catabolic process; cellular response to nitrosative stress. The record is from RefSeq and is a predicted model, not a curated record. The coding region runs from base 219 to 1463 and encodes 414 amino acids. Lineage: Eukaryota; Fungi; Ascomycota; Sordariomycetes; Xylariales; Xylariaceae. The transcript has a single exon.
CCGCCAUUACCUACUCGAUACUACCCACAGGAAGAAGGAGAGUGGCAGUCCCUCGGAGAUACUUAUAGGAUCGAAGAUAUAAAAGAAGACCGUUGUCGUCCACCCUAUCUUGCUACAUAUAUCCCCGCGUCGUAGCUAUCUCUUAUAUCUCUCCUAUACCUAUUGAUACCCAGCUUCAUAAUACUCCCGUCCCCACUACCGCUACUAUCACCCUCACCAUGGCCAUCGCCGCACCCAUCUCGCCCGAGCACAUCGCCAUCGUCAAGGCGACGGCGCCGGUGCUCAAGGAGCACGGCGUGACGAUAACGUCGCUGUUCUACAAGAACAUGAUCGGAGCGCACCCGGAGCUCAAGAACAUCUUCAGCCUGUCGAACCAGGCGAGCGGAGACCAGCCCCGCGCGCUGGCCGCCGCCGUCCUCGCCUACGCGACCUACGUCGACGACCUCGGCAAGCUCGGCCACCUCGUCGAGCGCAUCGCCCACAAGCACGAGAGCCUCAACGUGCAGCCGGACCAGUACCAGAUCGUCGGCAAGCACCUCAUCGAGGCCGUCGCCACCGUGCUCGGCGACGCCUGCACGCCCGACAUCGCCGAGGCCUGGACCGCCGCGUACGCCGCGCUGGCCUACAUCUUCAUCGGCCGGGAGCGGCAGCUGUACGCGGCGCACGGGGACUGGCCGGGGUGGCGGCGCUUCCGCAUCGCGCGCAAGGAGCCGGAGACGGCGGCGAUCACGAGCUUCUACCUGGAGCCGGAGGACGGGGCGGCGCUGCCGGCCUUCCUGCCGGGGCAGUACGUCAGCAUCCAGCUGUUCGUGCCGCAGCUCGGGCACAUGCAGCCGCGGCAGUACAGCCUCAGCGAGGCGCCGCGCCCGGACUACUACCGCAUCAGCGUCAAGCGCGAGGACGGCGCCGGCGCCGGCCUGCCCGGCCUCAUCUCCAACAUCCUGCACGCCGACUACCACGUCGGCGACACGCUCGAGCUCUCGGCGCCCGCCGGCGAGUUCUUCAUCGACCCCAACGCCGACGCCGAGCAGCCCGUCGUGCUCAUCUCCGCGGGCGUCGGCCUGACGCCCAUGAUCUCGAUCGUCAACAGCGCGACCGCGGCGGCCGCGGCGGGCGGCCCGAAGCGUCGCAUCUCGUGGAUCCACGGGGCGCACACGGCGGCGGCGCGCGCGUUCGCGGGCCGCGUGCGGGAGGCGGCGGCGCAGGGCACGCUGCUGAACACGACGCUGUUCGUGACGGAGCCGGCGGCGGGCGACGCGCAGGGCGCCGAGUACGACGUCGCGGGGCGCAUCGACCUGGCCAAGGUGGACCGCGAGGCGGCGCUGUUCCUGGGCGACGCGCGCGCCGAGUACUACGUCUGCGGGCCGUACGCCUUCAUGAAGGACGUCGAGGCCUGGCUGGUCCGCGCCGGCGUCGCCGAGGACCGCGUCCACCUCGAGGUCUUCGGCACCGGCGACCAGUAAGCGCGUUCGUCUCGCGGGCGGAGCAGGGCAGGAAUUUUCGGACUCUGGCUUAAAGUCUGGCGGAGCCCGCUGGUUAGCGAAAGGACUAUUUGCGGCGACGGAGCGGAAGCGCGAGGUUCGUGAAGAAGAGGAAGAGAAAUAAUCUGCGUGCCUGAGUGUGGGAAGGAGAGGGAAGGGAAGGAAAUGCAAGGAACGUCCUGUGGGAGGCGCCGCCUCAGGGGUAAACCUCGCGGUAUUUGCUUUUUUUUAAUGUAUAUGUUGUAUAUCUAGCGGCUCAUGCGAUCCGGAGUUCCUCGGAAAGGGGCGAGGCGGGGGGCCAAACCAGACUAGGUCAGGGAUUUCAAGUAUCGGGAUUUUUUACACGUGGGAUAUUAAACAUACUGCAUUCCCCUCCUAUAGCAUACCUAUCGAUUCAUUCAUCCAG